Molecule: messenger RNA, 5111 nt
Organism: Morone saxatilis (striped sea-bass)
Lineage: Eukaryota; Metazoa; Chordata; Actinopteri; Moronidae
Gene: rgs3a
Product: regulator of G protein signaling 3a
Exons: 16
Coding region: 16-3096 (1026 amino acids)
Biological process (GO): signal transduction
Cellular component (GO): nucleus; plasma membrane
Molecular function (GO): protein binding
Source: RefSeq, a predicted model, not a curated record
UUGGCACGGAGAGAAAUGUGCUCCAAAGGCACUGUCUCAGCCCGUGAUUCCUUUGUCUACAUUUCAGAGGCUGUGCUGUCAAACCAUGGUGCUGCCCCCGAGACCAAUCGCCCUGAGAAUAUGCAAUGCUUAACAGUGACCAUCCUUCGAGGAAAGGAUGGAUAUGGCUUCACCAUCUGCUCGGAUUCCCCUGUGAGGGUGCAGGCUGUUGAUCCAGGGGGUCCAGCGGAUCAGGCAGGUCUGCAGCAGUUGGACACUCUCCUGCAGCUAAAUGGUCAGCCAGUGGAGCAGUGGAAAUGUGUGGACUUAGCCCAUGCUAUCAGAAACAGCGCUAAUGAAAUCACAGUGGUGGUGUGGCGCACGGGCCCUUCAGCUAAGCCUAAUUUUGAGGGCCUCAUCCACCGGCCCUCCUACAAACCCUCCACCUCCACCUCAAACUAUGACGCCCCCUCACCCCCUACUCGCCGGCGCAUACCAGAUGUUGGCGCCAGCAAAACUCCCCCAGCUGUGCCCCCUCUCCCAGCCCACCACCGUGCCAGUGCGGCCCGCAGGCUGCUGGUCAAUGGCUCCGAAGCUGGAAAUAGCAGUGGCGUAGGCGUAGGGACGAUGGGGUGGGGGGCCCAGGGAGGGUCGGCCGAGGAGCUGGAUGGGAAACCGCGACACCUCCACCACCCUCACACUGCCACGCUGAAGGGUACCAGGGUGAAGGCAUCCAACGGGGACAACUACAUUAUCCUGGCCCCCAUCAAUCCUGGAAGCCAGAUCUUGAGGCCUGUUUACCAAGACAACCAGGGAACAUUAGCUGCCAGGUUAUACCCCACACGGCAGGCUUCUGGUCCACAGGCCCAGGGUGGUGGUGGAGGUGCUUUUUCUGGAGGUAUGAGUGGUGGUGGUGGCGGCGGCGGCGGCGGUGGUGGUGGUCUCUCCAGCCGUACUGGCUUCCUGCGCCGGUCGAACAACUCCAAGACAACAAAGACGGCAUCCACGUCCACUAAUGCCGGCGGACCCAACUACCAACAGCAGAAUGCCAACUUUGCCAAUUACCAGAACUGCACCAUCGUCCGCUCACACACUCCACAUGCCAACUAUGGAUAUGUCAAAGCGGCACCCAAGAUCCUUAUCUUCCCCAUCUUUGUUCAGCCUCUUGACCUGUGCAGCCGAGCUCUCAUCAUAUCUGAGGAGAUGAUACUACAUGAGAGCAAGCACCACUCUCUCAAGGUGACAGUGUUUGUCUACAGUGACCUGAUGCUGGUGACUAGAGAAGAUGAGCCGGGCAGGUGUAACGUCCUUCAGAGUCCCCUGUACCUAAGACAGCUGAGGUUACAGGAUGAUUACGCAGAAGAACUGAGGUUCUACUUGAUUCACAUGACCGAGAAGUGUGACUGCCUGCUCAGCCUGGAAGCCUAUUCAGCAGACCAGAAGCGCCGCGUGUGUCAGUGCCUGAAGGACAACAUUGACAAGCAGCUUCAGCUUCAAAGGAGGGAGCCUCACGUUCCGCAUUUUGAACAGAUGUUGGAGCCUAAGGUGGAUGCCUCUCAAUGUGAGCUGGGUGGAGUAGGAGAUCGAGGAGGUGUGUGCCUCCACCUUCCCCCCCGCAGCUCAGAAGGUGAGGAAAGCAGCCUGUACCCAUCCAGUCCCUCAGAGCCGCCAACCAUGGGCAGUCCUCACCCCUCUGAGCCUCUCACCCCUUUGGAUGACAUCUACAUGCCCCUUGGGGGUCUGGUGGGAUCUGAGGAGCGACAUAAGGUGCCUCCAACACCACCUCCUUCCACCGAGGGUGAGGAUUGCAAGAGUAUGGAGGAGAUGGAGAUCUGGAGAGAGGGGAAGGAUGGGGAGAGCAGGAGAGAGGAAGAUGAGGAGGAGGAGGAGUAUCAGGCCUACAGAAAGAGUCCAGGGAGUGAAGGGGAAGAGAAAGAAGAAGGAGAAGAGGAUGAGGGAGAGAGGAAUGAAGAGGAAGUCAACCUAAACCUGGUGGUGUCAAACACAGAUGAAGACAACGCCUCAGAGCCACCUGACACCAACGCUCCACCCUCCUCCUCCUCAUCCUCAUUUGUCAUCCCCGAGUUGCGCCUUGAUCGCUCCUUUAGCGCCGAUGCCCUCUCCUCACCCAACACUGACGAAGAAGAGUACGAUGAAGAUGACGAUGAGGAAUCCGAAGAUGAAGACGAUGAAGACGACAGUGACGAUGCCUACCUGCAGCGUAGCGACAGCAAGCGCCGCAGCAUGGUAGAGGGUGCCACCUGCGAGAAGCAUGGAGGAGGUGGGCUCAGUGUGCAGAAUUCCCUCCGGAGGCGCACCCAUAGCGAAGGGAGCCUCCUGCAGGACCCCCGCACGCAAUGUUUCACCUCCGACAACGCCAUCAACUGCCUGGAGGCCGGGGGAGCGCACCACAAGGGCGGCUGGACACUCCCAUCGCCUAAAACCCUGAAGAAAGAGUUGACCAAGAAUGGAGGCUCCAUGCAUCAGCUGUGUAUGCUGUUCUCUGGGAGGAAGCUGAGCUCCGGAUCCCCCUGUAGCUGCGAGGUCGGCCCCGAAGGGACAAAGAAGAAGAAAUCCAAGAACCUGGCCAAAGACAUGAAGAACCGGCUGGCUUUUCUGCGGAGGAGGAAUGAAUCCCCAGGAAGCAACCCAGCCAGCAAGUUAGACAAAUCUAUGAAGUCAGUCAAGCCCACCCCAGAGGAAGCACUGAAAUGGGGAGACUCACUUGACAAGCUGCUGGCACACAAAUAUGGUCUGGCAGCGUUCAGAGCUUUCCUGCGCACAGAGUUCAGCGAGGAGAAUCUGGAAUUCUGGCUGGCAUGUGAGGAAUACAAGAAGAUCAAGUCGCAGUCCAAGAUGGCCUCAAAAGCCAAGAAAAUCUUUGCAGAAUACAUCGCUAUCCAGUCUUGUAAAGAGGUAAAUCUGGACUCUUACACCAGAGAUCACACUAAGGACAACCUGCAGAAUGUGACACGCUCCUGCUUUGACCUAGCGCAGAGGCGGAUAUACGGGCUGAUGGAGAAGGACUCAUACCCCCGCUUCCUGCGCUCAGAACUCUACUCGGACUUAAUCAACCAAAAAAAGCCCAGCUCCACUCCGACUUCAUCUUCAUCAUAAGAGACGAGAAAAAGUUAUGAGGAGAAGAGAAAGAUGAUGAUGAGAGAACAAAAAGGGGGCAGACUUGAAAAAAGUAGAGUGGGUGGGUGGGAUGUGAGGGUCUGUGUUUGCCUUUUUUUUUAACUUUUUUUGUGUCUGUCAUCCUGUCCACUAUAAUUUUUUUGUUGUUGUUGUUAUGGUGUGAGGGGACGCGGCAAAGCAAUGGCACUGCAAAGGAAUGUAGUUUACACAGUUACCAAGUUGAUGGAUGAGUGAAUGGACUGAUGAAUGGAUGGAUGGAUGUUACUACAAAUACAGAAGCCCACGAGUGAGGGCUAGAGCAGGAGCUGGACGCUUGUCUGAUCACUGUCUCUACCUUUUUUGUUUUUCUUUUGGUUGUGUUUUUAAUUUUUCGUCCAAUUGUACUGGAGAAAAGGAGGGGUUGCUCAGAAAACCCUGCAGACAUGAAGACAGUCCGGUACUGUUUUGUCACUUUUUUCCUUCAUUUCCUUUUAAAACUCCCAGAAAAAAAUCCCCUCCUUUCCUCCACCUUGUUCUCUGUGAAGCCACUUCAAAGCUGUUGGUACGAGAAAAAGUCCCCUUUCUUCGUGUAUUUUUUUUUUAUCAGGCUCUAAACUGUAUGAUGGAGUAAAAAAAAAAACAAGAUGAUGUCUCCAUGAAAGCUAGCGCUAUGGCUCUGUUUCACGUGCAUCUCAGUUAAACACCUACACCCUCUCAAAGCUUCUAUAAAUGGCUUUCACCUUAUUCAGUUCAUCGCAAGACUGUGGAAAGAUACUGUGAGUGUUCAACAGGGACAAAGACGGAGACAGCGAUAGGCGAAGAACACAAAUGUAUAAAUAACGGAUGGACUAGAGCUGUGAUGUGAAACACGCAUGUGUGUCACUCUCACAUUAAAAGACAUUCAAAGUCACAUUCAAAGCCAGUAAUGGAAAAAAAAGACGACUUUCUUCCUGUCUCCAAAGACUGUUUACAACAAGGAACGAAAUCUCAAGAAGAAACAGAAAAACAAUGUUUGGUGCAGCCAAAUGACAUUUCCUUUAACAUUGUAGCUCAUUCUGGAUCGAGGAAGCAUUCUCAGGACAUUGCUAUGACGUGUUCCAGCUUGGUUUAUCUUCUCAGCUGUUUCUGUUUUUCUAUACACUCACUGUUUUAUAUGCUUUAGGUUCCAACCUGCACUCCUUAGUUCUAGUGAGCAAUACACAAGAGGUUGCUCAUGUCAUAGAGGAAAAAAGAAAUGCUUCAUGUUGUACAAAAGUUUACCUAUUUAUUUAGAUUAACUUGCUGGAUGCUUCUACAGACACCCUCACCUCUAAAGCACUCAGCUAAAAGCUCUCACUUUCCUCUUAACCACCAAACAGGUCCAAUGCUGUCCUGAACUUUAAGUGCAAUAUUUUUUUUAUUUUGUAUUUUAUGUUAUUAUUAUGUUUGGUUUGUUCAUUUAUUUGGAUAAUUUUGAAUUUUUAUGGGAAAAGACGAACGGCUUGAGCUCUGUAAUAACUUUAUUUGUUAAGAGAAAAAAAACAAACCAUAGAGCUAUAAGGUUGACUUACAACGCAAACUUUCAAGAAACAUAAGUAGUUUAAUGAAUUUUAAGCAAGUGAUUCUAACUGUGUGUUAACCCCCGGCAGCAGGCAGCUGGGGGUGUUAUGGUUGUAAAUAUAAUUCUUUAAGAAAACUAUGUGAUAACACAUUAAAAACAAAUAAAAACAAAAAACCAAUAGGUCUCUGCUGGUGAUGAAUGUGGGACCCAGCUGUAUCUAUGUAAAUAUGAGAGACUCAAAACUAUAAGAUGACAUGUAUUGUUAAAAAAAAAAUAAAAAAAUAGGUGAGCAAGAGCAGGUACAAUCUGCUCUUUUCCCUGGUCAUACACUGCUUGUAAGGAGUUUUCUGAAAUGCAUUUUAUCAUUUUCACUGUUUACAAUUCAAAAUGCAUCUCCUAUGAUAGCAAGUGAAAACAGUAGAGUACAUUUGGUGUCAUUGCUAAUGAUAAAUAAACCAACCAACUGAUGAAGUAA